Molecule: messenger RNA, 2502 nt
Organism: Aspergillus welwitschiae
Lineage: Eukaryota; Fungi; Ascomycota; Eurotiomycetes; Eurotiales; Aspergillaceae
Product: glycoside hydrolase family 95 protein
Exons: 3
Coding region: 1-2502 (833 amino acids)
Biological process (GO): carbohydrate metabolic process
Molecular function (GO): alpha-L-fucosidase activity
Source: RefSeq, a predicted model, not a curated record
AUGCACCGUGAUUGCUUCGAUGUUCAGUCAUCUCCACUCCCGGAUAAUUGCACGGCUAAUCUAUAUACUCUUCAUCUCCUACCCGUCAAUGGAAUUCUUCCCACCUCCACCGGUACUUCGCUCACGAUGCGACUCCUGCUUUACAACGCCUUAGUAGCGGCCAUUCCUCUGGCUCUCGCCAGCUUCGACGCCUCCCACGUCUCCUGGUACACUACCCCGGCCAACAACUUCACCUCCACCCUCCCCAUUGGUAAUGGCAGACUAGGCGCCGCCAUCUGGGGUACCGCGACCGAGAAUGUCACCCUCAAUGAGAAUUCCAUCUGGAGUGGCCCGUUCAUCAACCGCGUCAAUCCCCGCUCGUAUGAUGCCCUUUGGCCAGUCCGGUCGCUCCUGGCAGAGGGGAACAUGACGGAGGGGAAUGAUGCUACUCUAGCAAAUAUGGUUGGCAUCCCAGAUUCGCCGCAGUCUUACAGUGCGCUGGGGUCGUUGGUCCUGGAUUUUGGGCAUGACGAGGCGGGAAUCAGUAACUAUACGCGAUAUCUGGAUUUAAGGAGUGGCGUGGCGGUGGUGGAAUAUACUUAUCGAGCUGUGCGGUAUAGGCGAGAGUAUCUGGCGAGUUAUUCGGAUAAUGUAGUCGCUGUGCGCUUGUCGUCGAGCGAGCCCGGAGGUUUGAAUGUGGCUUCUGCGCUGGUUCGAGAUCGAUAUGUUGUGUCCAACAAUGCAACCAUCUCGCAUGACGGGGGGUUGUUGACGCUCAGGGCUUACUCAAAUAACGUUUCGAACCCCAUUCAGUUUACGGCCGAGGCCAGGGUCGUUUCUGAUGGGCGGGCUACAAGCAAUGGCACAUCCCUCGUAGUCCGGAACGCUUCGACAAUCGACAUCUUCAUCGACACCGAAACGUCCUAUCGCUAUUCAGCUCAAGAAAACUGGGAAGCAGGGAUUGAAUCAAAGCUCGACAGUGCUAGCAGCUCUGGCUUUGUCGCCGUCAAGGAAAAUGCGAUCGCCGAUUACUCCGCUUUGGCGCAGCGAGUGGACCUGAACCUGGGAUCCUCUGGUUCAGCCGGCAACCUGCCCACCGACAGCCGCUUGGUGAACUAUCGCACUGAUCCUGACAGCGACCCGGAGCUGGUCGCCCUCAUGUUCCACUUUGGCCGGCACUCAUUGAUCGCCUCCUCGCGCGCCACCGAGUCACCAGCCCUACCGGCCAAUCUACAGGGGCUGUGGAACCAGGACUUCGAUCCCGCCUGGGGUGGGCGAUUCACCAUCGACAUCAAUCUCGAAAUGAACUACUGGCCGGCAGAGGUCACUAACCUCGCUGAUACUUUUUCCCCGUUCAUUGAUCUGCUGGAUGUCGUGCAUGACCGAGGGCUUGAUGUAGCCGAAAGCAUGUACCACUGCAGCAACGGCGGGUAUGUCCUUCACCACAACACCGACCUCUGGGGCGAUGCAGCCCCCGUCGAUAAUGGCACAACCUGGACGAUGUGGCCUAUGGGUGGAGCAUGGCUGUCGGCUAAUCUGAUCGAGCAUUAUCGAUUUUCACGGGAUGAGUCCAUUCUCCGGAACCGCAUCUGGCCACUCUUGCAGAGUGCUGCGAGGUUCUACUACUGCUAUCUCUUCCCGUUCGAGGGCUAUUACAGCACUGGGCCAUCGCUGUCCCCGGAAGCCUCCUACAUCGUGCCGGAUGACAUGACCACAGCGGGUAAAGAAGAGGGUAUAGAUAUUGCCCCGACAAUGGACAACUCCCUGCUCCAUGAGCUGUUCCAAGCUGUCAUUGAAACCUGCGACGUGCUGGCAAUCAACAACACAGACUGCACCACCGCUGCAUCCUAUCUCGCAAAGAUCAAGCCACCACAGAUCGGCUCCUCCGGUCGCAUCCUAGAAUGGCGACUGGACUACGAAGAAUCCGACCCAGGUCAUCGGCACAUGAGUCCGAUCUUCGGUCUCUUCCCAGGCGACCAGAUGGCCCCGCUCGUCAACGAAACGCUAGCCACAGCCGCCAAGGCGUUCCUGGACUGGCGCAUCGCCCAUGGCAGCGGAAGCACGGGCUGGUCGCGUACCUGGACAAUGAAUCUGUAUGCGCGGCUGUUUGACGGCGACCAGGUCUGGAACCAUACGCAGAUCUAUCUGCAAAGGUUUCCCAGUCCGAACUUGUGGAACACCGACUCCGGUCCGGAUACGGUGUUUCAAAUCGAUGGGAACUUCGGGUUCACCUCUGGGAUCGCAGAGAUGCUGCUGCAGAGCUACAAGGUUGUGCAUUUGCUCCCGGCGCUGCCAGCCGCUGUGCCAACGGGACAUGUGUCUGGUUUGGUGGCCAGGGGGAACUUUGUAGUUGAUAUGGAAUGGUCAGGAGGUGUUUUGACAGAGGCGAGAAUCACCUCGCGAAGCGGUAGCUUGUUGGAAAUUCGUGUUCAGGGUGGCUCGGAGUUUACAGUCAACGGGGAGAGAUAUACGGGAGGCAUACAGACGGACGCUGGAGGGGUCUAUACGGUGGUCCCUGUCUAG